AUGGCUGCCUUCCCGCCCCCUCCGGUCAACACCAUUGACUGGUCCAACGUCGGAUUCAAGAUCCGCGAAGUCAACGGCCACAUCGAGUCUACCUACUCCGUCACGACCGGCCAAUGGACCCCCCUCAAGUUCGUCGCCGAUCCCUUUAUGCGCAUCCACGGCAUGGCACCCGCCCUCAACUACGGCCAACAAGCCUACGAAGGCCUCAAGGCCUUCCGCGCCCCGGGUGACAAGCAAAUCAACAUCUUCCGCGCCGACAAGAACGCAAAACGCCUCCAGCACUCCGCCGACGUCGCCUCCAUGCCCCGCGUCCCCGAAGAUCUCUUCAUCGCCGCCGUCAAAGCCGCCGUCUCCCUCAACGCAGGCUACGUCCCGCCCCACGAGACCGGCGCCGCCAUGUACAUCCGCCCCCAGCUCUACGGCUCCUCCGCCCAGCUGGGCCUCAGCCCGCCCGAGGAAUACGUCUUCGCUGUCUUUGUGAUCCCCACGGGCGUCUACCACGGCAGCCACCCUGUUAAGGCGCUGAUUCUCGACGACUUUGACCGCGCGGCACCGAAUGGUACCGGACACGCCAAGGUUGGCGGAAACUACGCGCCUGUGCUGCGCUUCAGCGACCGCGCGAGGAGCGAGGGAUACGGGAUCACGCUGCAUCUCGACAGCGUCAAGCACGAGGAGAUUGACGAGUUCAGCACGAGUGGUUUCAUUGGUGCCAAGAAGGAGGGCGACAAGAUUACCCUAGUCGUACCGGAUUCCAAGUGCGUUAUUGACAGUGUGACGAGCGCCAGUAUUCAGGAUAUCGGCCGUAGCUUCGGCUGGGCGGUUGAGAAGCGUGUGAUCAAGUACAGCGAACUCCCCACCUUCACCGAGGUCAUGGCAGCCGGCACGGCAGCGGCCCUGGUGCCAAUCCGCUCCAUCACGCGGCGUGUCGAUGCUUCCUCCCCUCAGUCUCUUGCCGCCGCCGGCUCGAAGGAGCGCGUUAGCAGCGCCAAGGCGGGCGAGGAGACGGUGACGUUCAUCCCCGAGACCCAAGAGGAGGCUGGCGAUAUCUGCCUGAAGCUGCUGUCGACGCUGCAGGCUAUUCAGCUCGGCAAGCUCAAGGACGAGUUUGGCUGGAACUUUGUCGUCAGCGAGGCGGACGGCACGGCGGUUGUGGGGGAGGCCAAGACGAAUGGGUCUGCGCAGACUGUUGAUCAGAUGGAUUAA
Messenger RNA from Colletotrichum fioriniae, 1203 nucleotides. RefSeq lists its product as uncharacterized. Gene Ontology annotation, molecular function: branched-chain-amino-acid:2-oxoglutarate transaminase activity. The record is from RefSeq and is a predicted model, not a curated record. NCBI's taxonomy places the organism in Eukaryota, Fungi, Ascomycota, Sordariomycetes, Glomerellales, Glomerellaceae. Gene Ontology annotation, biological process: branched-chain amino acid metabolic process.